Triplophysa dalaica is the source of this 2497-nucleotide messenger RNA. RefSeq names its product mitochondrial elongation factor 2 (gene mief2). The record is from RefSeq and is a predicted model, not a curated record. NCBI's taxonomy places the organism in Eukaryota, Metazoa, Chordata, Actinopteri, Cypriniformes, Nemacheilidae. Gene Ontology annotation, biological process: mitochondrion organization; positive regulation of mitochondrial fission. The transcript is spliced from 5 exons. Bases 131 to 1528 code for a protein of 465 amino acids. Gene Ontology annotation, cellular component: mitochondrial outer membrane.
CGGUGACGUUGUGCGUGUUUGUAGGUGAGAGGGCAGAAGUGCGUAGACAAAAGUACUGCAGUUCACACGCAACCAUAAUGGUUCUGAGUAUCUAAUACACGUUUGUAACGAAACUCUCUCAGCAGAAGUGAUGUAUCAUUCUGGCAAAAGACGAGGUGAAGAUGGAAUCGCUGCUGUUAUUGACUUCCUGUUGUCAAAUGCCCGGUUGGUGCUGGGGUUGGGCGGAGCCGCAGUGCUGGGCAUUGCUACAUUGGCGGUGAAACGGCUGAUAGAACGAGCAGGCAGGCCUCCUGAUGAAAAGCCUGAGAAGAAGAUGACCGAUAGCUGGGAGGAGUUAAACUUGGUUAGCGCCUCACCCAAAUUACUCCACAAAGAAAUUGAAGGAGUGUUGAUGAAAAAGAUUGUAGCUGCAACCAAAAAAGCGGAGCUGUCCCAACCUAUACCCCUGCCCUCCUCCGAGCCCCAGCGCAGUGACGCCGAGCCACCUCAGCGACGGAGACGCAUGGAUCUCUGCGCGAUGACGUUCGCAGAGCGCCUGCAGCAGUACUACAGAACAAGAGUGUGUCUGUCAGCUGAGGAAGUUUGUGUAGCCCAGCAGCGAGCGUUAGACAUCGCCACAGAGAUUCAAGCCUUCUUGCACUCCAAACAUCUAGACAUGCCGUUGGGAGACAUGAUGUUAGGAGGAUCGCUGCUCGACGACCUGCAGGUGGUUAAAGCUGAUCACGCCUGCCUGAUCGUGCCACUACAGUUGGAUUCCAGUCUGUGGACCCCUAUUGCCGGAGAGGACACGUUUGUGGGCCACCCUCAGUACUGCAUGCUGCGCCGCGAGAACCUUGAAUACUUCCCGCGGGGGCGGAGCUAUUGGGACCGUCACUUGUUGGAUGUCUACUUAUCGUCACGACUUGUUUCUGAGCAACUAGGGAAGGCAGUGAUGGAGUCCAUGAACUGGCCAUCGCUAAGUGGAACACUUGAAUGUGAUGUGAGACCAGUGCUUGGGUCUCCCGAGCUCAAACUCGAGGUUCAAGGAUUAAGUCAAUGUGGGUAUGAUGAUGGAGAACGCUUCUACAUCACUAUUUUGCCAACAGUGCGCCUCGGUGAGAUGACGCUUACAGCGCAACGAGAGAUCACCGGGUCUUUCGACUACAUCUGGUACCAGAGCCUCUACACCAGCGAAACGGCAAGACUGGCAACGCUUGAUAAAGAGGACUCGGAGGUCAGAAGGAAGUGCUUGAAAACUUUAAAGGCGGUUUGUCGCAACUGCCCUGCGCUACGCAAGCUUAACGGAAGCCAUCUUAGUAGCGUCAUCCUGCACAUGAGUGAAAAGGACACCGAUUGGUCGGAAUCUGCAUUUACGGAUAGGUUCCUGCAGGCGAUCACAGAGCUGAUUGGUUAUCUAGAGACUGGAAUCUUGCCUAGCUAUUUCAAACCUAGUGUGAAUCUGUUUCAGGGUUUUUCUGAGGAUGACAUUGAUGAAAUGGGCUUUAUGCUCUACUGUGCUGUGACCGAACCUGAGAUACUACUCAUAUGAAAAUAAAACUCACGGAUGCACAUAGAAGUACAUGUAUGAAUACACUUAUCUGUGUGACAACUGUCAUUUAUGCACUUUUAAAGGAAUACUUCACCAAAAGUUACAUUUUUGUUAUUAUUAUUUGCCGUUAUGUCAUCACAUGUGACUUUCCGUUUCCAAUGAAACUAGAAGUGGUCUAGAAUAGUGGUCUUUUAAAGGAAUAGUUCCCUUAAAAGUGAAGGUGGAACUAAAAGCAAGUCCAAUUUAAUGAAGCAGUCUGUUUGGCUUUUGUUCUAUAUUAUAUGAAUUAAACAAACAUGCGUCUUUUGGAUGACCUGCUACUUUAAACAAACAUGCGUGAAUGCAUGAAUAUCUUUGUGUGCCAUUCUGUAUUCUGCAAAUUCUUGAUUGGAAUUCAGCAACUUUUGAAACCGAUUCUUUAUUAUUUUGAAGUGAUCGCACUAUAAGAGGUUUUGCUUACGAUGAGUGACAUAGGCAACAAGUUCAAUUACUAUGCAGUGCUUAUCUAGAAACGUGUUGGAUGUAAAUUUGAAAGAGGGUUGGGUAUCGGACGAAGUAUUGUCUUAAAAACAAGAGAUUCUGUAUAAUUAUAUUGUUUAGUGAUGGGUUUAGUCGUAUAACUUUUUUUGUUUGUUCUAGUUUAUAAAAUGAACCACCAAAUAUGUAUUUUGUUUAGGGAAAAGCGUGUGUAACUUUCAUGUACGUGUGGGUGUUGGUUUAAACGUUACUUGAGGUUUCUAGUUGGAUGAACAUGCUCUUCCUGGUAUUUGUUAAAGGUUUGCAACUCUGCCCGUAAUGUGCAUAAUAGAAAAUAGAAAGCAAUAAAAUGUAAACAGAUCACCAAGACCAGCAUAUGAUAACUUCUUGGACAGUUAAAGCAAACUUGUACCUGUUUCACUAUUGUGAAACCAUGCCUUUCGCUAUUUAUAACUGGGACGUGUGUCUAAAUAAAGAUGGUCCACAAUUUUA